Molecule: messenger RNA, 2542 nt
Organism: Drosophila santomea
Lineage: Eukaryota; Metazoa; Arthropoda; Insecta; Diptera; Drosophilidae
Gene: Dek
Product: protein DEK
Exons: 10
Coding region: 129-2132 (667 amino acids)
Biological process (GO): chromatin organization; regulation of double-strand break repair
Cellular component (GO): nucleus
Molecular function (GO): histone binding; DNA binding
Source: RefSeq, a predicted model, not a curated record
AAUUGCCGAAGACCUAACUCACACUCAAAUUGCGAUUCGAUUAAAAAAGAAAAGGCGCACCGAAAUCCAUCGUAUUGGCCGCCAAAAAAAUUAGCAAGUGUAAUCCAAUUGUGACUUUGUAUAUUUCCAUGCCAUCACCGCACGAAAAGGAUGCUAACAAAGCGGCAGAAACGGCAGCCAAAGAAAAUGCCGCCGAUAAGGUAAGCGAUGUGGAAAAUGCAUCGGCCGCCGCGGGGGUGGCGAAAGCCGAGGGGGCCCAGCCGGAAAGGGGGCCUAAAGAUGCAGCAGAAUCCCCCGCCGCUGCCGACGCACCUGCCUCUGCUGCCACUGAUGACGUCGCUGAUAAAAAAGCCAAAGGAGACUCAACGGCAGUUUCAAAUCCCGAAUCGGAUGCAGCUGCAGCGGACAAAAAGGAGAAAUCCCCCUCGCCGGCACUAAAGAAGUCAAACAAUAAGGAUGCUAAAAAGGAGGAAAACUCUGAAAAGGACGAGGAGAACACGGAAGACGGCGAUGAACCAGAGGAGGGUGAUGAGAAGGCGAGCGAUGAAGAGAUUGAGAAAAAGAAAUCCAAAUCAGAUGCAGAGGACAAGAAAAAGGAAGCCACUGAUGAGUCCAAGCCAAAGUCCGGAGCCGAUAAGCCCAAGAAACCCGAGCCCAAGGCCAAGAAUGGCAAGGUGGCCAAGGAAGAGGACGACGACGAAGAGGACGAGGAUGAUGAGGAUGCCGAAGAUGAUGACGGAGAUGAGAACGAUGGCCUGGACAAGAACAACGAGGUGGCCGAGGAUGACGAGAAUGUCGUGGCUCUCGCCGAGAUUGAUCGCAUCAAUGAGAAUAUUAAUAAGACUCGUGUAGAUGGCCUGCAAACAUUGCAUGCGAUCUGCUUUGGCGCCCAGGGCAAGAACAAUGUUGUCAAGAAGAACUUGCGCUCCUUUGCCGGUUUCGAGUUUGCCAAGGAUUCAGCGGAGUACAACAAAAAACUGGAGGCCAUCAAAAAGGUGGAUAAUAAGGGGCUGCGCAGCAUCUGCGAGAUCCUCACCCUUGAUCGCAAGGGCAGCAAGAACGAGACUGUCCUGCGCGUGCUCAAAUUCCUAAUGGAACCCGACGAGUCGCUUUGCUUGGAGCAGGGCGAUGAAGAGGAGGAGGAAGAUCCCGAAGACGAGGAUCUGGACGAAGACGAGGAGGACCCGCCCAGUGAAGAGGACAAGAAACGCAAGACCGGAAAGUCGAGCGGCGGCUCUGGGAGAGGCUCUGCUCGCAAUUCCACCGGACGUCCCCGACGUGCGACGGCAGGAAAGAAAAUGUCCGCCUAUGUAGAUUUCUCCAGCUCUGAGGAGAGCGAGCAGAAAGUGGCAGUUCCCAAAAGGAGACGAAAUGAUGACUCCGAAUCGGGCUCAGAUUACAAUCCUUCUGCCAAUUCCGACUCCGAUGGUCGUGGUGGUGGUGCUGGUGCAGCAGGUCGUAAAGUCCCAAGCCGCGGCGGUCGCGGUCGUCCUGCGCGCAAAAGUCGCAGAAGAAACUCUGAUUCCGAGGAGGAAGAGGAAUCGGAAGUUUCUGAAGCCGAUAGUGAUGUCCCAAAACGCAAACGUGGUUCCGUGGGAAAACGUGGGCGACCGGCAGCUCCUGCGUCAGCUGGACGAAGGGGUAGAGGGCGAGGUGCAGCCUCCCGAAAGCGUAAAGAUUCAGAUAGCGAGGAUGAGGAGGUAUCCGAGGAUGAAGAGGAGGAGGAUGUCUCAGAUUUUGCCAGCGAUCAAAGCGAAGAGGAACGUCCCAAAAAGAGUAAGAAGCCCAUUACGCCUGCGAAAAAUAGCAAAGCUAACAACAAGUCAAAACCAGCUGGAAAGGCCGAUAGUCGAUCGAAAAAAUCAAAGAAGGAAUCGUCCGAAGAAGACGAUGAUGUCGAUGACAAAGAUGAAUCCGACGAGGAUGAGCCACUAACCAAAAAGGGCAAACAGGCAUUCCCAACGGAUGAACAAAUACGCGGAUAUGUCAAAGAGAUCCUGGAUAAAGCCAAUCUGGAGGAGAUUACCAUGAAAACAGUGUGCAAACAAGUGUAUGCAAAAUAUCCAGAAUUUGAUCUAACAGACAAGAAAGACUUCAUCAAGGCAACAGUGAAAGCGUUAAUUGCGACAUAAAACGACGUGAAGACAAAGCCACUUUGAAGUCGGAGAAGGGUCCAGGCUCUGUAGACAUACAAAACAAAACAGGCGACAGCAAAGUCAGGACGUUGUAUGCCGAUACAGAAAGAAGUUGGGCAUGGUUCGCGAAAUGUAACUCCUAGUAGUUGUCCUAUAAGUAUAUGAUUUGUACUCCUAUCCUAAAAGCUAUCUGCAGUUCACCUUAAUCCUAACGUCAGCGGCAGUAGACUAUCCAUUCUUAUAUAUAUUCAUCUGUAUAUAUAACUUUUUAUUUGUCCAACCGUGCGCACGCAUACACAUCAUUUUCUAUUUUCUUGAAAGUAUGUGCUCUCGACAGCUCUGCAAAGUGUGUAAAUUAAGCAAAGAGAAACUUGUAAAAAUCCGAUAAAAAAAAAGAAACACCUAAA